This is a messenger RNA of Podarcis raffonei (Aeolian wall lizard), 3301 nucleotides long. It is a transcript of the gene EPS8, whose product is annotated as epidermal growth factor receptor pathway substrate 8. The record is from RefSeq and is a predicted model, not a curated record. Gene Ontology annotation, molecular function: actin binding. Gene Ontology annotation, cellular component: vesicle; ruffle membrane; plasma membrane. NCBI's taxonomy places the organism in Eukaryota, Metazoa, Chordata, Lepidosauria, Squamata, Lacertidae. The coding region runs from base 213 to 2666 and encodes 817 amino acids. The transcript is spliced from 21 exons. Gene Ontology annotation, biological process: regulation of Rho protein signal transduction; positive regulation of ruffle assembly; Rho protein signal transduction.
GCAGAGGCGGGCACUUUGGAAGCGGCAGCGGGCCGUGCGGAGGGCGCUUCAGUCGGCGGCUCCUCUCUCGGCAGCCUCGCCGCUCUCCCCGCCCGUCGGCUCGGACGCCCUGCGCGGACCAGGCGGCUCUUGUCCUCCCUGGGAAGGAAGGGAGAGGAGAGACGGCUGAACGGAGGGGAAGGAACCAGCAGCGCGAGGGAGUGUUGAUCAGAAUGAAUGGCCAUAUUUCAAACACCCACCCAAGUGCAUAUGGAAGUUACUCUUCUCAAGUAAAUGGAUAUGGAUCACCAACAUUUUCUCAGAGCGAGAGGGACCAGGCGUCGAAGACGAGUGCAAAAGCUUUGUACGAGCAAAGGAAGAAUUAUGCCCGCGAUAGUGCCAGCAGCAUAUCUGAAACAUCGCAGUACCACGUGGAGCACUUGACCACUUUUGUCUUGGAUCGGAAAGAGGCCAUGAUCACGGUGGAUGACGGCAUAAGGAAACUGAAGCUGCUGGAUGCCAAAGGCAAAGUAUGGACACAAGAUAUGAUUCUACAAGUGGAUGACAAAGCUGUCAGCCUAGUGGACUUGGAAUCAAAGAAUGAGCUGGAGAAUUUCCCCCUGAGCACAAUCCAACACUGCCAUGCUGUGAUGAGCUCCUGCAGCUACGACUCCAUCCUUGCCUUAGUUUGCAAAGAGCCAGCCCAAAGCAAAGCAGAUCUCCACCUUUUCCAGUGCGAUGAAGUUAAGGCAAACUUGAUCCACGAAGACAUUGAAAGUGCAAUCAGCGACAGCAAAGGGGGGAAGCCAAAGAGGAGACUCGAAACACUCAGGAUGCUUUCUAAAGUUGACGGUGCCAUUCCUCCGCCUCCGAGAGCACCAGCUCCCGUCCCUCCAGGUACUGUCACUCAGGUGGACGUCAGAAGCCGGGUAGCAGCCUGGUCCGCUUGGGCAGCUGAACAAGGAGACUUUGAGAAAUCUAGACAGUACCAUGAACAUGAAGAAACGUCAGAAAUGAUGGCAGCCAAGAUCGACAGAGAUGUUCAAAUUCUAAACCAUAUUUUGGACGACAUUGAAUAUUUCGUUACCAAGCUUCAGAAAGCGGCAGAAGCAUUUGCGGAGCUUUCGAAGAGGAAGAAAACCAAGAAGAAUAAGAAGAAAGGGCCUGGGGAGGGUGUCUUAACUCUCCGCUCCAAACCUCCGCCUCAAGACGAAUUUGUCGACUGUUUGCAAAAAUUUAAACACGGCUUCAACCUUCUGGCGAAAUUAAAGUCGCACAUCCAGAAUCCCAGCGCAUCUGAAUUGAUUCAUUUUCUGUUUACCCCUUUAAAUAUGGUGGUGCAGGCAACGGGAGGGCCUCAUCUCGCUAGCACAGUCCUCAGCCCCCUCUUAACAAAAGACACAAUAGACUUCCUGCGUUACACCGUCACGAGUGACGAAGGACAGCUAUGGGUGUCUCUAGGUGACACGUGGACCAAAGCCAGAGCAGAGUGGCCCAAGGAGCAGUUCAUCCCACCCUAUGUGCCGCGGUUCCGGAAUGGAUGGGAGCCCCCUCUUCUGAGCUUCAUGGGAUCCCCAAAGGAACAAGAGCUCAACCAGCUAGCCGAGUCGGUGGCAAACGUAGCUGAGCACCAGCGGAAGCAAGAGUUGAAAAGGUUAUCAACCGAGCAUUCCAGUAUCUCAGAUUAUCCUCCGUCUGAAGGGUACGCAUUCAGUAACACAGCUUACAAGCGAGGGCCCUUGCCGGACCAGGGGGCAGCUGUAGCCGCUUUUAAGCAAACUGUUAGCCGACAUGUAGAUAGAAAUUAUGAGGCGCAUAAAACCCCAACCAAGAAGUAUGCCAAAACCAAGUACGACUUCGUGGGAAGAAACCAGAGUGAACUUUCUGUCUUGAAGGAUGACAUUUUAGAGGUUCUUGAUGACAGGAAGCAGUGGUGGAAAGUCCAAAACGCCAACGGGGUCACAGGAUUCGUGCCAAACAACAUCUUGGAGCCUCUUCGAUCUCAGGAAAGCGGCAGUGCGGAGCCAUCGUAUACGCACACCAUACAGAAGCAAAGGACAGACUUUGUUCCGAAGCAACCUGACCCCGCUCCUGUCGUCCCUUCACCGCCCCAGACGCCACUUCCUGUCCCUCUCCCACCAAGCAUGCCAGCGCCCAUCCCAGUUCCUGUGCCAAAGGUGCCUGGAGCCAUCAGCCGCCAAAGCAGCACCUCAAGCGAAGGCGGGCGAGACGGCCAGAGGCAGAAACCGCCCCCUAUAGAUCGACGGAAAUCUCAGAUGGAGGAAGUCCAGGAUGAGCUCAUCCACCGGCUCACCAUUGGCCGAAGCGCCGCCCAAAAGAAGUUCCAUGUGCCACGAUCCAAUGCCCCAGCCAUCAACAUCAGCUACGACUCCUCUCCCGAAGACGUGAAAAGCUGGUUACAGGCGAAAGGCUUCAACCCAGUAACUGUCAACAGCCUUGGGGUUUUGACUGGCGCUCAGCUGUUCUCCCUCAACAAAGACGAGCUAAGGACUGUGUGCCCCGAAGGAGCUCGAGUCUACAGCCAAAUUACUGUUCAGAAAGCUGCACUGGAGGCUACCAGUGGAAGUACAGAAUUACAAGAGAUUAUGAGAAGACGGCAAGAGAAACUCAGUGCUGCCGCCACGGACUCGGGAGUAGAGUCUUUCGACGAGAGCAGCAGCCACUAAAUGCAUUCUCUGUCCAUUUUUGUUUGUACUUGCUCAAAAAAGGAGGAAGAGCUCCCAUUAUUCUGGGCAUUGUUCCAUCAUGCUUUGUUUUAGGAAGCCAUGAAGAGGAAAUGUCUGGUUGAUGACGACUAUUUAUGUAGACACAACUUGAUGCCAUAAACCGGCCUUCGUCAACCUGGUGUUCUCCAGAUGUUUUGGACGACAACUCAACUGGGGCUGAUGGGAGUUGUCGUCCAAAACAUCUGGAUGGCACCAGGUUGAUGAAGACUACCAUGAAGAAAGCAUGCAGCUGGGAGGUCAGUGGGGCAACUGGUGCUCCCCUUCUCCCUUACUCAAAAAGCACAUUUAAUGGGAAAUGAACCAGCGCUCCCAAGGCUGGCUAGGUGAAGCCAAUCAUUUCAUGCUUUUCUGAUCUUCCCCCUUCCUCUUAUUCAAAGCAGGCAAGCAAAAUCACACCGCUAUUUGCAGGGCAAAGACGGCCACUGAGCCACCUGAUUAAAACAGGCAAGGAAAAUCUGUGGGACUGUUGUUGUAGGAGUUCAGCUAUCAGCUCUGGCCAGUCUGUACAAUGGUCAGAGAUGAUGGCAGCAAUAGGCCAGCAGUGUCCAGAAGGCCACCAGCUCCCAAUCUCUGCA